This is a messenger RNA of Eupeodes corollae, 3074 nucleotides long. RefSeq lists its product as uncharacterized. Gene Ontology annotation, molecular function: protein binding. The coding region runs from base 214 to 2283 and encodes 689 amino acids. The transcript has 4 exons. NCBI's taxonomy places the organism in Eukaryota, Metazoa, Arthropoda, Insecta, Diptera, Syrphidae. The record is from RefSeq and is a predicted model, not a curated record.
UUUUGAUUUUACUAAGAUUCCGGCAAACUCUUUGAUUAUAAAAAUUAAAUUUAUUUCCACUCGACUUUAAACUUAAAGAAUAAAAAAGAGACAUGACCCUUUGACAAACAAAGUUAACCAAUUAAUGAACUAUUCAAAUUUAAAUCUUAUCGUUUAUUUCAUACAUACAACAAUCUUUAAAGUUGCAAAAGUUAAACACUAGUAUUACUUAGCAUGGAAUUUAAAGAACUUGCUAGAUCUGUAUUUAAACAAAAUGCAGUACUUGCAUUCAAUUUAACAUCUUCCGGUGGUUAUAACGUCGGUCUACUUGGUUCAACCUCCGAAGCUAUUCUACUCGAGAUGAAGCACUCCACUUUGGCCACACACACCUUUCCUUACGCAGUCGAAACUAUUAAACUUCCAGCAGCUCGACCAGCUGCAGAAGUUGUCAAUAAGUUUGACAUGGCAGAAAUAUAUACGCAAACAAAUAAUACCAAACGACAUUAUUUUGCCUUGGAUCCUAUCUUCGUGACCGAGUUGUCCGAGGAUCCGGUGAAGUUUCAGGCUGUAGCACUAGAAUGGUGCCCUCAACACUUGAAUAACAAUUCUAGUUUGUUGGCUGUCGUGUCUAGCAAUGGUGCCUGUGAGCUUCGAAGCCGAGAUACAAUAAGUCGCGAAUGGAAAAUGAAAGUUUGCAAUCUAAACCAAUUGUAUUUGGAUAUGUUUCCUGUGCCUGUACCUGUCACUGACCCUGCCUCUGGCCCUGUUCCUGAACCUGUACCAACAACUCUAAAGAAUCAAACUUUCGAAGACCUUAAGGAAGCUGUAGAAAACACCUCUACUACAGCAUUCUCUUGGAAUAUGGAUCCCAACUUCAAACGAUCGAUAUUCGUGACUGCAAAUGGAACUGGAUGGCUUUUGCUUUUCUCGUUGGAGACCAAUGGAGUUGUUAGCUGUUUGAAAAAGUACAAGACGGCUUUGGGUCGUAUAUCAUUAGUUCAUUUUUUUGGGAACUUUAUAUUGACGUGUUCUUCAAAUGGCAUUAUAAAGAUAUUUGCAUUGAAGGGCAAUGAAAUUGAGGACGUUGAUACGUUAUGGCCAAAUGCCGAUCGAAUUCCCUGCAAGAAGCUAAGCAUGAGUUUUUGCAAAGAAUCCAGUAGAUGGAUAUGCGUGACGUCAAAGUCGGCGCAUGCUAUUGUUUUUAUUUUGUCGAAGGAGGGCAAGUUACUGUUUAAAAAUACAAGCUAUUUGGGAAAUAUUAAAAUAACAGGUUUUGAACUUGUUUCACCAAAGGAAUAUAUUUUUGUAACAAUUACGGGAAGAAUUAAAUUCAUUAAGUUUCAUAUCAACAAAUCCAACUGUGAAAUCAACUCAGAGACUGUGAAAUACGAUUUUGAUAAUACAAACUAUCAAGUUUUAGGCUUAGUUUCGUCACCAAACAAAGUUGCCUGGACAUUUCUUUUAUUUCACAACAAGCCUUACACCCAUCCAUCAUUAUACACGGCCAACGAUGCUAUUAUAACUGUAUGCAGUUUAAGUUGCAGAGAUGCAUAUAAAACAAUCACAGAUGAAACAAUUGUUGGUGAAAGUAUAGAAAAUGCAAUCGAUUGUGCAGAGAUAAUUAGAUUGGAGAUUCUAAAAGAUAAUAUUCUGCCGAAAUACGAUAGUCUCUCCAUUCAGGAAGUGAAAUUAACAAAACAUUAUUUCAAAAAACUUCAACUGAAGCUGUUAACAAUGAAUGCUGGGCUAACUUAUCAACGCAUUAAAUUCAAUCAUGUCAAAAAGCUAAUCACAAACGAAAUAAACUCCAUAACCAAGAUUAUCGAAUGUGUCUACAUAAAUCUACGACUUCAACGGCUGCGUAAUUUUAAAUCUUACACUCCAUUUCAAAUACUCUCGGGAAAGUGUAUGAAAUAUAAAUUGAAAUUACUUCAAUCUGAACUUAUACCCAAUGAGGAUAUAUUUAGAAACGUCCAUGAAAAUUUAAAUACACUAAGUGACUGUCUACUCAUGGAUUUGGGAAAUAUGUUUGAUGAUGCAACAGAAAAUUGUAGUUAUUGUGAUAAGCCAAUUGAUUUUUCAACUCUAAUGUGUCCAGACUUACAUUCGGUUCCUCGAUGUUCAAUAUCAUUUUUGCAGGUGCCAUUGUUUACGAGAGUCUUUUGUUCCUGCUGUAAUAGACUGUUCGUAGAUAAUAUUGAGAACUUAAAAAGUAUUUUUGGUAAUACAGACGAUGUUAAGUGUACAUUUUGUGGAUUUUCAAUAAGUGUAGAUAUGGCGGAAACUUUUGAUAAAGAAAUUUAAAAUUUAAAAUCGUUGAAAAAUUUGUUUUAUUUUGAUUUAAAUCUUUUUUAAACUUGUAAUAGUUGAAGAUAUUGUAUAAAGAUUAAAUUUGUGUUAAACUUGCAACAGUAGAAAAUAAGGAAACCAUUUAAAGAACCUUAAAGAUCUACAACUUUCCAUAGAAAACAUGGGUUUUGGAAUGUUGGUGUUGUUCAAUUCAGAAUUAAGAAAUGUUUCGAAAGCAGGCUUCUUGGUGUCUAGAAUAUUAGAAUAUCUGCAGGGAAGCUGGAAACAUUAAGGCUUAUAUAGUAUUCACAUAACAUUACUUUAAAUGUACACCAUUGUUAAUACUCAUCUUUCUAUUGAUUGUAGUCUUGCUUAUGUACGCUCAUUUUUUUCGUUGUUUUUUUUAUAUUGUACGCGCACUCAACGGGAUAUGAAUACCCUUUUAAUGAUUAUAUUAUAUUCUCUUCCAUCGGGUAUUGAUGUUUUAUUAAAUUAUUCCUUGUUUUCGAAUAAUCUUAUGCAAAUAAAUAAUGUUACUAAUUCGCUUGGAAUCUUUUUAAAUUUAGUAUUUAUUUCUGAAGAUUUACAAACUUCUGUCAUGUAGAAUUGCCCUUUGCUUUCGAAUUCUGUUCACCAUAAAUCUAUUGAUAUUUGUCUUUAAACUACAAUUAUGAUAAUUUUAGCAAAUUUAAUAUUACUAAAAUGGUUUAUAAAUUUAUUUUUCAUUAUUUAUCUUUGAUGAAUAAUUGUUUUAGUAGUAUUAAUUGGUCAAAUGAGUUUCUGAAUAAAAAUAUACAUGAAAAGUC